GAGUGAGUUUGCGAAGUCCACGAUCAACUAACAACAAACGAAAGCUCCUUCGCCAUGUGAAAGAUGGAAGAACACUCUCUCUUUCACUCUGAUUUGCAGAUCUUGGGUUAACUCACCCAACUCACUCGUUCAAUUCAAAACCUCUGCCUCAAGUUAUGGAAUCUUUACUAUCCUCUCUCUCUAGAUUCAUUUCAAAGCUCAGUCGCUUUGCCAUUCUCUUUGUGUUUCUGUUUUCUUGCUACACUUUUACUUCCACAGAAGCUUAUGAUCCACUUGAUCCAACUGGGAAUAUCACAAUCAAAUGGGAUUUGAUGAGCUGGACUCCAGAUGGAUAUGUUGCUGUUGUUACAAUGUACAACUUCCAACAAUAUCGCCAUAUUCAAUCACCUGGUUGGACAUUGGGGUGGACAUGGGCAAAAAAGGAAGUCAUUUGGAGCAUGGUGGGAGGCCAAACCACAGAGCAAGGGGAUUGUUCAAAAUAUAAAGGGAACAUCCCACAUUGUUGUAAGAAGGAUCCAACUGUAGUGGAUUUAUUACCAGGAACUCCCUACAACCAGCAGAUUGCAAAUUGUUGCAAGGGUGGAGUAUUAACGUCCUGGGUCCAGGAUCCGGCCAAUGCAGCAGCUUCAUUUCAAGUCAGUGUGGGUGCUGCAGGAACAACUAACAAAACUGUCAGAGUGCCCAAAAAUUUCACAAUAAGAGCCCCAGGGCCUGGAUAUACUUGUGGACCUGCUAAAAUUGUGAAACCAACUAAAUUUGUUUCGGCAGAUAAAAGGAGAAUCACUCAGGCUAUGAUGACCUGGAAUGUUACUUGCACGUAUUCACAAUUUCUGGCUCAAAAAACUCCCACCUGUUGUGUUUCUCUCUCGUCCUUUUACAAUGACACGAUAGUAGGCUGUCCAACUUGUGCAUGUGGCUGUCAAAACAACGGAACUGAUUCUGGGAGCUGCAUUGACCCAAAGUCUCCACAUUUAGCUUCAGUUAUUAGUGCUCCAGGGAAAGGUGUUACUAAACCUAUGAUCAAGUGUACCAGUCAUAUGUGUCCUGUCAGAGUUCAUUGGCAUGUCAAGCUCAAUUACAAAGAGUACUGGCGUGUAAAGAUCACAAUCACUAAUUUUAACUAUGCAAUGAAUUACUCACAGUGGAAUAUUGUUGCGCAGCACCCCAACUUUGAUAAUCUCACCCAACUUUUCAGCUUUAAUUACAAAUCAUUAACUCCUUACCAAGGCUUAAAUGAUACUGCCAUGCUAUGGGGAGUUAAGUUCUACAAUGAUUUUCUAAAUGAAGCUGGCCCUUAUGGGAAUGUGCAGUCAGAGCUAUUAUUCCGCAAGGAUUUAUCAACUUUCACUUUUGAAAAGGGUUGGGCUUUCCCUCGAAGGAUUUAUUUCAAUGGUGAUAAUUGUGUGAUGCCACCUCCAGAUGCCUACCCAUGGUUACCAAAUGCCAGUUCCCGGUCAAUUAUUUCUUUAUUUCAACUGACCAUAACAAUCUUGGCAUCUUUGGUACUCUUUGUAGCUUCUGCAUGAUGAAUUAUAUUUAGAGCCUGUUGGAAAAGCUAAGUGUUGUUCUACAACUUUCUUGAUGUGCCGCUUGGUUUAAUUUGUUCUGAAGCUGUGUACUCCAGUUCCUAGCAUGAAAUGAGUGGGUUCAGGUGCACUACAGCCUGUCGCUACAGAAAUCUGCCCUUUGUUUAAUUUAUGUAUUGGAAUUAGAGGUUUCUGCCUUAUUUUUAGAAUCAUCUGUUAUGCUAUAUUGUGUAUAUAUAUACACUUGAUCUAAUUGUUUGUAGAAUAUCUACACACAAAAAAAAAAGGUGCUUGUAACAAUGAACUUGAUGCAGAAAUUAUAGUUGAUAUAUGAUUUACUUCA
This is a messenger RNA of Mangifera indica (mango), 1869 nucleotides long. Its product is annotated as protein COBRA-like. Gene Ontology annotation, cellular component: plasma membrane. The transcript is spliced from 6 exons. Gene Ontology annotation, biological process: cellulose microfibril organization; plant-type cell wall cellulose biosynthetic process. The record is from RefSeq and is a predicted model, not a curated record. NCBI's taxonomy places the organism in Eukaryota, Viridiplantae, Streptophyta, Magnoliopsida, Sapindales, Anacardiaceae. The coding region runs from base 156 to 1526 and encodes 456 amino acids.